AUGAAUCAGGGAAUCUGGAAAGUUUACAAGAAUAAAGUGCUGAGAAAUUUCACUGCUGAUGAAGAGGAAGAAAUCAAAGAACAGAACAAUGACUCAGUGAUCGAUAUGACUACAGAGGAAGGCUCCAGUUCUGUCUCACAGUUGGCAAAAAAGGUACAAGGGGCCAGUGCAAAGGGAUGGAAAUGUAUGUCCUCGCUCUUCAACAAGGAUGAUGAGCACAAGUUACUUCCGGCUGAGAACACAGCCCCAGUUGAACAUGUCCUUUCAGAGCCAGCGCCACAGGAGCCUGGCGCCGAGAAGAAACUGACCGGGUUCUGGGAUGCCUUCGCCACCAAGUGGCACCAAACCUCUGAGGCUAACAAGGGCAGCGAUAGCACAGAAGCGGGCGCAGGAGAGGGUGAGGGCGAGGCUGCAAGCACCACACACAAUGAAGACGGAGGGACCGAGAACAGGCCCAAAUCUGGCGAGUACACCAACCUAGGGGAGUCCAGCGACCCCGGCUUCAAGUGGAACUUUGUAACCAGCAAGUUAGCAGAACUGAAAAAUAGAAGCAUGCAAAAAAGCAACUAG
Messenger RNA from Carcharodon carcharias (great white shark), 570 nucleotides. RefSeq lists its product as uncharacterized. The coding region runs from base 1 to 570 and encodes 189 amino acids. Gene Ontology annotation, biological process: spermatogenesis. The record is from RefSeq and is a predicted model, not a curated record. The transcript has 4 exons. Lineage: Eukaryota; Metazoa; Chordata; Chondrichthyes; Lamniformes; Lamnidae.